AGACAAAGGCAUGAUGCUGAAUUGUUACAUCUAUACUUUGGAAUUGUCCAUAUCCUUAAGAACAGAAUAGAAUAAGAACAGAAUAACUGUGCAGAGACAACUGUCAGUGACAGCACAGAGCAGCCAGCGCCUCCAUGUUGAGUUUUGGCCUGUAUGAUGUCACAGAGUAGUUCCAUGAAAUGACAGAAAGAUCCUUCCAGGGCAACUGUUCAUGAGAUCACGCAGUAACCACUCACACCCAGGCCAGCUGUGCCCCCGGCAGCACCAUCAGGCGUGGAGCAGAGCCCAGCAGCACAGGAUGCAGAGCAGCUCCCGCUGGGGCAGGUCCCUGCAGCUCUCCCAGGAUGGAUGCUGUGGUGCUUAAAAAGAAGGGCUACAGCCUCGGUGACACUCUUGGAGAAGGCUCCUACGGCAAAGUGAAGGCUGCCUACAGCCACCGCCUGAAAUGCAAAGUGGCCAUCAAGAUCAUUGACAAAAAGAAAAUUUCUCAGAAUGUUCUGGAAAAAUUUCUCCCCAGGGAAAUGGAGGCUUUGAUGCGACUGCACCACCCCUCAAUCAUCGAAACCUAUGAGAUUUUUGAGACAUCGUCUGGGAAAGUGUACAUAGUGAUGGAGCUGGGGGAAAGGGGGAGCCUUCUGAACUACCUCACCAGCCAGGGUGCGAUGGAAGAGAGCACCGCUCGCGGCAAAUUCCAGCAGUUGGCUUCUGCCAUCAAGCAUUGCCAUGACUUGGACUUUGCCCACAGGGACCUGAAAUGUGACAACAUCCUUCUCGACAAUGAUCUUAACUUCAAGCUGUCAGACUUUGGCUUUUCAAAACUCCUGGCAAGGGAUGGAAAUGGAAAAACCAUUCUCAGCAGCACCUUCUGCGGGUCUCUUGCGUACUCAGCCCCCGAACUGCUCGAGCAUAUUCCUUGUGACCCCAGGAUUUCGGACAUGUGGAGCCUGGGCAUUAUCCUGUAUGCAAUGCUUUUUGCUUCACAGCCAUUUGAUAGUUCCAAUGUCAGAGAAAUGCUCCACGUUCAGAAACAACGAAAGAUUCCCUUCAUCAAGUCAAAAAAUCUCUCUUCAGACUGCAAGAACCUCAUUGUCCACUUGCUCCACCCUGAUGCGUCUCAAAGGCUGUGCAUAGAUGAUGUUUUGAGACAUCCCUGGUUGCAGGCCCCAAAACUCACGCACAGUCUGCGAGUUGCAGGAGGGGGUGAACUCAAAGCCAGUGGCAAGAAAAACCCAAGAAACAACAGAAUGACAAUUCCCAUUGUGCGUAAGUGUAAGGAGUGGAAGAGGAGAUCAGAUCCUCUUAAGGAUACUUUCCUUUAAUAGGAACACAGUGUUGGCCUAACCUGUGAACUGCAUUAGUUUAAACUCACAUUAAAGAGAGCCUGUCUAAAACUCCCUGCAGCAGUUGUGUCCCACUCCUGCACAGCGCGCUUGAAGGAAGCAGCUUUAACACUGCCAAAGUCAGGGCUGUGAAAGACAGAGGGAAAUAAUAAGGGAGGGAAGUUUUAGAUCAUGUAAACAAACUGCAGAGGAGCACUUUGUAUGUAAUACUUGAAGGAGGAAUGUAUUUCAAACAUGCAAUGUUUUUAUA
Oenanthe melanoleuca is the source of this 1590-nucleotide messenger RNA. It is a transcript of the gene TSSK2, whose product is annotated as testis specific serine kinase 2. Gene Ontology annotation, biological process: protein phosphorylation; intracellular signal transduction; microtubule cytoskeleton organization. Gene Ontology annotation, cellular component: cytoplasm. NCBI's taxonomy places the organism in Eukaryota, Metazoa, Chordata, Aves, Passeriformes, Muscicapidae. Gene Ontology annotation, molecular function: tau-protein kinase activity; protein serine/threonine kinase activity; ATP binding. The coding region runs from base 345 to 1319 and encodes 324 amino acids. The record is from RefSeq and is a predicted model, not a curated record. The transcript has 2 exons.